Molecule: messenger RNA, 2013 nt
Organism: Tripterygium wilfordii
Lineage: Eukaryota; Viridiplantae; Streptophyta; Magnoliopsida; Celastrales; Celastraceae
Product: flavonoid 3'-monooxygenase CYP75B137-like
Exons: 2
Coding region: 131-1684 (517 amino acids)
Molecular function (GO): oxidoreductase activity, acting on paired donors, with incorporation or reduction of molecular oxygen; iron ion binding; heme binding
Source: RefSeq, a predicted model, not a curated record
UCAAGAUGCCUUCUCCUCCGCUGGACCCGGGCAAAAGAAAUUCAAUUUUGUCUUCGCCUUCAUGUCAGCACCAUUAAUAAACCACUAGCAGCUUCCACCCCAAUCUGCAUUUCUUGUUCCAUCCUAAUCCAUGGCACCCAUCUCUUCUUUCCUUCUAAAUCUAAUCACAUAUUCAAAUGUUCUCACAUAUCUACUUCCUGCUCUCGCUGCUUUCUUUGCCAUUUUUUGGUUAUACACAAAAUCAAAGACCAACUCACCACAGCUACCUCCAGGACCUGUGGGUCUUCCCUUACUUGGGAGCCUGCCCUUCCUGGACCCGGAGCUCCACUCCUACUUCGCCACUCUCGCCCAAACUUACGGCCCAAUUUACAAGCUCCGACUCGGAUCUAAGCUCGGCAUAGUAAUAUCCUCCCCCUCGUUGGCCAGUGAAGUGCUUAAAGCCAAUGACAUCACGUUCGCUAACCGUGACGUGCCCGAUGUGGCUCGGUCAGCGGCGUAUGGCGGGAAGGAUAUUGUGUGGACUCCGUACGGACCCGAGUGGAGGAUGCUGAGGAAGGUGUGCGUGAUCAAGAUGCUUAGUAACACCACUUUGGAUUCCUUCUACUCGCUCCGUCGCCGGGAGCUCAGAGAAACUGUGGGUUUUCUUUAUAGUCGGGCAGGGUCGCCCGUCAAUUUUGGGGAGCAAAUGUUUUUGACCAUACUUAAUGUGAUUACGAGUAUGAUGUGGGGAGGCACGAUCAAGGGUGAACAGAGGACGAGCCUUUGUGCGGAGUUCCGGCAGAAGGUCUCGGAGAUGACUGAACUACUGGGUAAGCCCAAUCUUUCUGACUUUCUCCCCGGGUUGGCCCAGUUAGAUUUGCAAGGCCUCCAAAAGAAGAUGGAAAUUUUGGUCAAAAAUUUUGAUCGGAUCUUUGAUUCCAUGAUUGAUCGACGGAUUAAGAUUGAUAAAGAAGGUGAGGGCGGUGAAGAGAAUAAGGACUUCUUACAGUUCUUGUUGAAGUUGAAGGACGAAGAAGAUGCCAAGCCACCUCUCACUAUGCUGCACCUGAAAGCAUUACUCAUGGAUAUGAUUGUGGGUGGGACUGAUACGUCUUCCAAUUCAAUUGAGUUUGCAAUGGCUGAAAUUCUGAACAAGCCAGAGGUGAUGAGGAAAGUUCAGCGAGAACUGGAUGAAGUGGUUGGCACAGAUACCAUUGUAGAAGAGUCCCACAUUCAUAAACUACCAUACCUGUACGCAGUGAUGAAAGAAAACCUACGGUUGCACCCAGCGCUGCCGCUACUAGUCCCCCACUGCCCGAGCGAAACGUGCACAAUUGGAGGGUACGCGGUGCCAAAGGGUUGUCGCGUCUUUGUUAAUGUGUGGGCAGUACACAGAGACCCGUCGAUUUGGGAAAAUCCAUUGGAGUUUAAUCCGGAAAGGUUCUUGGAUAGUAAAUGGGAUUACAGUGGGAAUGACUUGAAUUAUUUCCCAUUUGGGUCUGGCAGGAGAAUUUGUGCUGGUAUAGCAAUGGCUGAGAGGAUGUUCAUGUAUUCGCUUGCGACGCUUUUACACUCUUUUGAUUGGGAAGUGCCACAAGGAAAGAAGUUGGAUCUCACUGAGAAGUUUGGUAUUGUCAUGAAGUUGAAGAAUCCUCUUGUUGCAAUCCCCACACCCAAGCUAUCCGAUCCAGCAAUGUAUGCAUAAACCAUAUGAUGAUGUCUCUUAGUUGUUCUUUUACAAGGUGUACAAUAAUUUUCUUUCACAGAAAGAAAAGUAUGGAAUCGUUCUGCAGUUGAUGAAUCAUCGUUUUGCAAUCCAAACAACAAUGGUAUCUGAUCCUACACUUUACGACUAGGCCGGAGGAUGUACGAAUAGUUUCUUGGGGAUAUGAUGGCUGUUAUCUACUACGUUUUCGCUUUUCAUGCUGCAAUGAGACGACCAGUGUAUCUUAAGCUUGAAUAUAUAUACCCUUCUAUACUUUAUACAGUGUGUGGUAUUUUUGUUACAAGGUGCAAGUUACAGUACUGUUUGAA